AUGAUUGAGUUAUUCAAGAAGGUGGAAGUAAACAUGCCAUUGCUUGAGUGCAUUCAACAAAAUCCAAAGUAUGCGAAAUUCUUGAAAGAGUUAUGCACCAACAAGAGGCUACCACGAGAGAAGGAUGUAGCGGUAAUGAAUGAAACCAUCUCUGCGGUUUUUCAAAGGAAACUACCACCUAAGCUCAAGGAUCCAGGGAGUUUUUCGAUUCCAUGCACCAUUGGUACUCAUAGUUUUGAUAAAAUCAUGUUAGAUCUAGGUGCUUCGAUUAAUGUUAUGCCUUCUUAUCUUUAUGCGGAUUUAGGUCUAGGUGAAUUGAAAAAGGAUAACAUUAUCAUUAGAUUGGCUGACCGCUCCAACAAGAUCCCUCUGGGAUAUGUUAAGGAUGUUUUAGUGCAGGUUGCAAGUUUAACAUUUCCUGCAGAUUUCUAUGUCAUUGACAUGGAACCGGCGGAUGCAGAUGAUAAAGAAAUUCCCAUUCUGUUGGGAAGACCAUUCAUGAGAACCGCCAGGACCAAAAUUGAUGUCUACUCAGGGGAACUAACUUUCGAAAUAGAUGGCGACAUCAUUAGUUACAAUGUUUUUAAUGCAAUGAGGUAUCCACUUCCUGAACUUUUUCGAGAUUCCUUUUCUAUUGAUGUCGUGGAUGCUCUUGCAGAUGAAUAUGUGGAGACAAUAGCUCAAGACACCUUGGCAAAAGGAGUCGGAUUUGAUGCCAUGGGGAACAAAAUCACCUUAGCUCAAGAUGCCGUACCUCUGUCCAUGCUUGAAACCGUGUAG
Messenger RNA from Fragaria vesca subsp. vesca, 780 nucleotides. RefSeq lists its product as uncharacterized. The transcript has a single exon. The record is from RefSeq and is a predicted model, not a curated record. Bases 1 to 780 code for a protein of 259 amino acids. Lineage: Eukaryota; Viridiplantae; Streptophyta; Magnoliopsida; Rosales; Rosaceae.